UCCUCGUCCUCUCGCCACACCGCUCUUCUACAGCCAUGGCCUCAGCAGCCGACAGCCGCAGCGCGACCCCCGCGGCCUACGCAUUCCUCUUCAUUGGCCGGCUGCACAGAAUGGCACGCACGACCACCGAGGGGUGGCUGCGCAAGCACUCCGACAACGCCUUCUCUCCUUGGCGGCGGCGCUACUUCUCGCUGCGUGGUGACAAGCUCGAGUGGUACAAGCCGCAAGGCGGAGAGGAGGAGAAGGCGGUCGCGGCGAGCGGCUCCUUCACCGUCACGAAGGACACGGCAAUCACCGCCAUCGAGGACAACUGCAUCCGGCUGAGCAAGGGUCAGCGAAGCCUCGUCCUUAUGGCCGGCUCUGCCGAGGAGGCGCAGAAGUGGCGCGUCGCCCUGACCAGGCGCAGCGGUGGAACUUCGACCAGGGCGAGCGUCGUCCCGCGCGCCCAGAUCGGCUGGCAGAGCUACUUCCUCAAAUGCCUGCCACCCUCGAAGGAGGAAGCCUCGCGGCGGGAAGCCUCUGCUGGCGCUUCCGUGGCGGCGCCGCCAUCAUGCAAAGGCGCCAUCAUGCCGCGGAGGCGGACCAGGGCGGUCGCGCAGGGCAGCACGCGUCGCAGCCGCGCCGACAGCGAGCCGCCGCAGCAGCCGUGGCUCCCCACCCGCCUCGCGGCCCAAGGCGCUGACCACAUCGUCGACCGGGCCGUCAUGGCGGUCAACCCGGCGUACCUCGCGGAGCGGGUGGUCGAGCAGGUGAACGUCGAUCGGAUUGUCGAGCAGAUCAACGUCGACGGCAUCGUCGACCGUGUCAACGUCGACCGGAUCGUCGACCGCGUGGUGCCGCAGGUCCUCGACGGGCUCCACUUCGAAACGGCAAUCGUCGACCGAGCCGUCGACCGCGUCUUCGCCAAUCUGCCCGCCUUUAUCGGCGAGGCGCUGCCGGGUGUGGUGUGGGGGCACGCGCAGGCUGCAGCCGGCGCGAUCGCCGACGCCAAGUCGUCGCACAUCGCGCUGGGCGUCGCGGUGGCUGCGAUGGCUGCGGUGGCUGCGGUGGCUGCGGUGGUGGCGCUGUUGGCGCUAGUCAUGCUGCUGAGCUUCAGCGCAGGCUUUGCGUGGAACGCAGGGCUGUCGAUGGGCCACGCCGGCCCAGACGCCACACAGCUUGUUGAGUACUAGAGAGCUGGAUGAUUGCACCCACUGUGUGACACACUCUCUCCCUGUCUCCUGCAUCAGACUCGCCUCUCUGACUCUGUAGCACUCCGCCGAAUAAUUGUCUAAUGACUGUGGUCUCAAUUCAUUUGCGGUUAUUUCAACCGACUGUGCAUAUCAUCUU
Molecule: messenger RNA, 1329 nt
Organism: Emiliania huxleyi CCMP1516
Lineage: Eukaryota; Haptophyta; Isochrysidales; Noelaerhabdaceae
Exons: 1
Coding region: 36-1172 (378 amino acids)
Source: RefSeq, a predicted model, not a curated record